AUGGCAUCCUCAGCCCACAUCACCGGCUACAGCAGGAUGCGCAAGGCGGAGCUCGUCGCGGCGCUCGCUCCGGUGGCGAAGAUAGCAAAACGCACGGCCGCUCGAAAGACGCCAACAACCGACGACGGUCUCGCCGGUCUGACCGUCAAAGAAUUGCGAACGCGAGCCAAGCAAGCGGGCGUGGCCGUUCCGGCCAAGGCGCGAAAGGCGGACAUCAUCCGAGCGCUCUACGCACAGCCGGCCAAAAAAAGGCUGGCCAAAAGGACUUCGCGGCCGCAACCCGCUGCGCUUCCGGUUGCAUCUCCGCAGCCCGAGCGCCUAGGCAUCUUCGCCGGCGUGAGCCACGCGCUCUACCCCCAUCCCGUCGGAAGUCUGGCCGAUCGCGAAUUCCUCGCGCAAAACAAAAGCCUCUACAAGCGCCACCACGGCAACUUCUGGUCCGAUUUCAUCGCCGAGAUCGCCAACCACGAACGCGUGCGCGAUCUGUGUUCGGUGGACGAUCGCGGACGCCCCAUGGCCCUCGUCGUCGGCGUGAGCAGGAACGCGCGCAUGUCGCCCACCAAACAGAUCGCCGACAUGAACGAGGCCAACGCCGAGGCGAACGGGCUAACGGUCGAGAUGCUCAGAAAGCGCGUCAUCAACCACUGGGGCAAGAUACAUGCGCUGAAGCCCCCGCCGGGCUACUUCAAGAUCACGCACCGUAAGGAGGCGGGAGGAUCGAGCGUUCCGAUUUCCGAGAGAUGGAUGCGUUCAUCCGGCAUCGGACGAUGCGGCGACGAUCGGCCGUGGCUCCCAAUAUCGGUCGGCGUCCAUUUAGCCGAGGGCGCGAGACACGCCAUGUUCGUGCUCAUCAAUCGCGGCACCGGUCACACCUACCUCUUCGAACCCAACGGUGCAUACGCACAAACGGCGCGACGCUUCGCCUACGCACUGGGCCUCUUGCCGCCGCUCUACCAGUUGCUGAUGACUGAGGGCGGCAUGUCCCCAUCGGAGUGGCGCACCACCACCUUCGUCACCGACAAUCCACUCUCUGGGGACAGUUACGGUAUUGGUCCGCAAGGACGGCAAGGUGUGCCCACUCAACUACUCGAUCAUGCGAGCGGGACGUGCGCGGCGUGGUCGAUCCUGUUCUACCACCUGUUCAUCCUGAAUCACAUGCUCGAACCCGACGACAUACUCAAGCACAUGCUGGAUCCGAAACAGCGCCAGUAUCUGGGCCACAUCAUCGGGCGCUACUCCAUGUUCGUCGCGAAAAACGUCCUGAACAAGCUGCAGCGCAGUGCCGAGGAUUAA
Acanthamoeba castellanii str. Neff is the source of this 1293-nucleotide messenger RNA. RefSeq lists its product as uncharacterized. Lineage: Eukaryota; Discosea; Longamoebia; Acanthamoebidae. The record is from RefSeq and is a predicted model, not a curated record. The coding region runs from base 1 to 1293 and encodes 430 amino acids. The transcript is spliced from 2 exons.